UAUAAAUACGCAAUAGCUUUGUGAGAACGAGAGAAAUUUGCGGAGAUCAUUUCCUCACAAUCUCGAAUCUUCCGACAGAGAAGGCGGAGACUGACUUGUGAAGUAUCUUGCGGCCGGUGUGUUUGUGUUUCCGUUUGAUAAAGCUCAGGUAAAAGGAAAAAAAGGGGCUUGCUUUGACAAGAAACGCUUCUCUUCCUCAUCUUGGAAUGCCUUUUGUGGGUUGGUUUGGGUAAUAAUGGCGGUGAAACCAACGGUUGCAUUGAGAGCUAUUCUGGUAGGGGGAGUGGCCAUUUUUGCAAAGGUCGCCGGUGCAAUGAAGGCUGCAGGUGGUGCAAAGCUUGGUGCAGCGGCAGCUGCCAUGACUGUGGCCGCCUCUGCCGCUGUGUCUGGUUCUAAGCAGGAUCCAAAGGACGAAGCUUCCGACAAAUCUCCUGCAAAGUAAAGUAAAUUUCCCGGCUUACCCUAUUCUUCUCCUCAGUUUCCGAGUUCAAUAAAAAAGACUACAUCUAGAUUUCGGAGGAUCCAAAGGGCUGCUGAAAUUAGUUGUGUAGAUUUCAUAUCUGAUAAUGGAUUUGCCUCAAAAAGAGGCGAUUUUGCGGGAAAAUCUUGUUGAAAUGUCGAAGUUUGCAGCUUUUUGUAUCUGCCAUUGGUUGAUUGCAAAGUUUCAAACUUGAACCUUGAAUAGAUUUUCCAUGAAAUUCUCUUCAGUUAUAUGAACAUUUACUCUUUAUUAAUCUGUGUAAUUCAGUUUUAGA
Molecule: messenger RNA, 755 nt
Organism: Tarenaya hassleriana
Lineage: Eukaryota; Viridiplantae; Streptophyta; Magnoliopsida; Brassicales; Cleomaceae
Exons: 4
Coding region: 236-442 (68 amino acids)
Source: RefSeq, a predicted model, not a curated record